Strongylocentrotus purpuratus (purple sea urchin) is the source of this 4624-nucleotide messenger RNA. Its product is annotated as E3 ubiquitin-protein ligase Zswim2-like. Bases 121 to 2322 code for a protein of 733 amino acids. Gene Ontology annotation, molecular function: zinc ion binding; ubiquitin protein ligase activity. The transcript is spliced from 12 exons. The record is from RefSeq and is a predicted model, not a curated record. Lineage: Eukaryota; Metazoa; Echinodermata; Echinoidea; Camarodonta; Strongylocentrotidae.
GCCGGGGAGCUGGGGAGUAGAACUUUAGAACGAGAGUUUUAGUUUGUCUCAAAAACUGGACCGAAACAGUCUAUCUAUUCUAGGACUACAUAGAGUCUCGCCAGUUAAUUUAUCUUGACAAUGGCGAUUAGGAGUGUACCCUGGCAGAGGUCUGUUUCUGAUGCGGUGUCUUGGCACCAGGACCAGGCUCUGUCGGCAACUAUUUACAUCCUCAGAGAAACGGGUCCAACAGGAUUCCUGCUUAAGGAGGAAGGAGAGUCCAAGAAGGUCAAGGUGCUUCUUGGAGAUCCUCAUAAGUGUACCUGUUCUGUGUUCAAGAAGGAGAAGGAGCCGUGCAAGCAUAUUUGUUGGGUACUACUGAAGAAGUUUCGUCUGGACAGGAAUAAUGAAUUAUCAUAUCAACGAGGCUUUGUGGAGCGUGAGAUCAAUGAUGUUCUGAGAGGCCUUGCAAAGAAAGAGGAUCCGCGGAGAAGAGCAGUUGCAGCUCGGAUCGCAAGGAAUGCUGCUAAGGGGGAUACAACUUACCACCAUACAGAUGGUAGGGAAGCACUACAACAGAGAGAGAUCACUGAAGAGGAUGUCUGCCCUAUUUGCCAAGAUGAACUUCUCGGAAACAGAGAGCCGGUCACAUAUUGCAGGUUUGGUUGUGCUAAGAGCAUUCACAUUAAAUGCAUGAAGGUAUGGGCUGACCAUCAGAAGUCCACUGGGGAGACUGUCUUGAAGUGCCCCCUCUGCAGGGAGGAUUUCGGUCAGAUAGACACCCUGGAGGCUGAGUAUCGUAAUGCGGCUUUACAGAAGACGAGAGCAGAGCAUGCAGAUAUUCACAUGGGCAAGUCGUGUGAUGCUUGUAACCAGUCACCCAUCUCCGGCAAGUGCUACAAAUGCUCAGGAUGUACGGACCUCUUCUUGUGUCAGAACUGCUUCGUAUCUAACAUCCAUUCACAGCACUCGUUCCAGUUUAGACAGAAAAGCAACCAGAGAUGGCGCCCUGCACAGAGAGGAUCGGGAGGCGCCCUGCCGUCCGCGGUCAUGUCAGAUUUAGAGAACAGAGACAUCACAGAUGAGGAUUAUGAUACUCUGCUACAGCUUGACAAUGCAGCCUCCAACCAGAUGAGCAAUGUCCCUGAGCACGUGGUGAAGUCCUUCCAUGUAGAGACAGUGCGAGACGGUAGCAACCUACUCUCCUUAGGCACACAGUGUAGGGUGUGCUUGAGAGCGUAUGCCAUGGGACAACUGGUUAAAAAGCUUCCAUGCAGGCACAAGUUCCAUGCAGAAUGCAUAGACCAGUGGUUGCUGCAUGAGCACCCAACAUGCCCUAUAGAUGGUACGGUGGUCUGGAACCCCAUCACAGCACAAACCAGGCAGAGCAAGAAAACUAAGAAAGCCAACCAGGGGAACGAGGAUGGGACACAAGGAGAGGUUCCUAGCCUAGGCCUGCAGAUAGGUCCAGGUGCAGGAGUGGUCAGACUCCAAGGGAGAGAUGCAGCUGGAAGACAAAAAGGCAGGCCUGGGCAUGGUCAGGACAGGAAUCCUACAGACGCUGGACUUACAGCAGACUUUCAGCUAACAGGCUCCUCCUUUAUAUCAAAGCCCAUCCUACCAAACAGGUCAACCCCCGAUCGACAUAGAGGUCUUCCAUCACAACACUCUGAUCCAACGGACCCUGCUCUUCUGCAGAGACUGCAUUCACAUGAAGACAUUAUUGACUCCAGCUCACCUUCAAGUUACCAUCCAUCUUCCCAAAGGAGUGACUUCAAUGGACCAACCAAUCAGAAGGGCGUGGUUAGACACAGACCUCCCGCACGACCUCUGACCUUGGACAGAAAUAGAACUCAUGUUGCCUCCAUUCCCCUGCAAAGGGAAGAGGCUAAUAUGACCCCUGUUGGAGGUCACGGCAGCAGCAAUGCAUCACCUCUCUCAGUCCCUAGGCUUCCUCUAGACAAUGGUGUUAGCUCGCCCCAUGAAAGUGUCAGGGAGAGGGGACGAUUGGGGCAGAAAACUGCAGAGGUAAAUAGAAGAAGAGCUAGGAGCCUUGGUAUCGGCAGGAAUCAAUCUUCGUCCAGAGAACGGUCACACCUCCAGCCAGACAAUAAGCCACAGAGUGCAGAAAGCCUCUUCCUGGGUUCAACCAGUGGACAACUCAUCGGAUCUUCCAAAUCACCUUCAUCGAACGGCGUGGGCAGCGGCCAUCAUCCCAGGUCAAAGGUCAAACCACUAUUGACCAACCACAGGCAUCCUAGCUCUAGCAGAGAUCAUUCAGUGGACCUCGCUCUUGCUGGCAACGCCAUGAACAGUCUUAACCUACACGGCUUUAAUGAUUAACUAUAACCAAUCAAAAUGCCUCAAGGAUUAUAUUUGGCAAGAUUCACAGUAUACAUGCAGUGAUGCCAGUCUUCAGGCUUUUGCCUGAUUUCAGGCCCUGACAACUUCCCAUUUCAGGCUUUAUAUUGUACAGCACAUAUGGGGCUGUAACGUGUUCUGGCUUCUUUUCAGGCCCAGUGAGUAAAACUGACUGGCAUCCCUGAGUAUAGCACUUUGGUUGGCUUACUUCGUUUCAACGGGUCAUCGCGUACGGUGUCGGGUGGUCGCGUUACCCGACCUGUCGUGAAAACAUGCUCCUGUAUUCAUAAAAUGCUGGGUGAAUGAAUGUUUGUGAAAUGAACCCCUCUCAUCUAAAAAUGGUCUGGUCCAAUUCACCUGAUACCUUGUGAAAACCCUACAACGUAUCUAUGAAAGGUCCGGUCCUCAAUGUGCAUCUUUCCAUGAUCUUCCGUUUUCUUUUCACGAUAGGUUGUGUAUAGCGACCACCUGACCAGACAAUAUGACCUGAUGAUUCGUAGUAAGCCCUUCGGUUUAUUAAGCAAAAGCAAUGAAAUAUAUGUUUGUGGCAUUUUUGAAGUUGAGAGUUUUGAGAGAUAUUUAUAAUAUCAGAAGUGCAGUUAUUGAUUCAAGCAGCAUAAAAUGAAUGUAAACCUAGCUUGUCCAGAUUCCCAUUUAAAAGUUAUAACCUGUGUGCCCUUAAAUUGUAUUUCAUUUUAAAGAGUAACUAAUAUUCUGUCUAAUGAUACCUUAUUUGUAACUCUGUUGCAAUGGAUGACUGAGCAGUAGUAGCCUUUUCAAAAGGUGAUUGGACUGAAGCAAUGGAUGUGGGUCAUAAGCCCUUAUUCAAUGUAUGAAUAAAGGUAUCACAGAAAACAAUUUACUCUUUACAAUUGACUAAAUUUCAAGGUCGUAUUAAUUACGACAUUUAAUUUUAUGCUACUUAAAGUUGGGUACACUUUUUACACACUGCUCAAGCCAUCAUACAUUUUAAGGACUAUAUAUAUAUAUAGAUUUCAAAUGCUUAUGAAAUUAUAUUUUGAAACUGUACUGUUUGAACAAAAACAUAAUGAAUAUAUGAGGCGAUCUGUAUUUGUCAUUGUUUUGGGAUGAGGAUGAUAACAAUUAAUGUUUGGGAGAUAUGCUUGGUGAGCUUAUGUCACCUGUAACGUGUUUAUAUGUUGAUUAAUGUGUUACUAUGUGAAUGUGUGCCUAUUUGGUGAUAUCAUUUUAAAAGCUUAGAAAGUCAUGUAAUCACCUGGAGCUUGCAUAUAAAGCUGACCUCCAGGAUUUAUUGCCAUUAGGUCCAAUAUCCAGAUCGUCUUAACUUCAUUUUGGUCUAUAUAUAUAUAUAUAUAUAUAUAUAUAUAUACUCAGUUUGUCAACAUUUGGUUUAUACCCAGGUGCUUCAAUCUACAUUCCGUCCAAUAGACCAAAUGGCAUUUUUUUUGCCACUUGGUCCUAUACCAUUUGGUCUUAUUACCACUCCGUCCAAUCAUUGGAAGUAGACCAAAUCAUAUAGACCAAGUGGUAACAAAAAUGAUGUGAAUUGAGUAUGUGACUUGAAAAUUAUAGGACAAAGUGGCGAUUAGACCAAAUGGUAAUGGACCAAGUGACAAAACAGAAAAAUUGUGGCUGCUUUUUUACAUUUCUGUAUUUUAUAACACAUGUGAUAAAUGUGCCCGUACAUCUGUAAAUGGCACUUGAUGAGUGCCAGAGUGAUGCAAAAUAAAUCUUCUUUGAUGAAUUUGGGAUUGGUGUGACGCAAAACUAUAUAUUUCUUUUAAGGGUGCCGUGACUUGCAACAAGUUGCAAAAUACUGUUGAUUAAUUUCCACUGAUUGUUCUUGUAUAUAUAUUUUAUGGUGCAGCUGCAUUUUCUUUCAUUACAAGUCUUUCAAAUAUUUAUGUUUAUACAUGUGUAUAUAAAAGUAACAUGUUUUAAUGAUUUUUCUACCAAAGACUUCAAGGUUAUAGUAUUAUUUUUCUAAUCAUAUAGAUGAUAUCCAGGGGGUGCAUGCACUUGUCACACCUGGCCCAAGAAACAAUUUAAAGUGUAUGUUUUUCAAUGGAUCGAGGAACAUACUCUUAGAUGACAGACACAACAGUUGUCUUGGUCAUCGAUCUUCCCCAAUGUCAUUGUCUGAGCUUUGGUUUCUUUCUCCCAUUACAUUACCGAAGUCCAACCUUUUUUUCUAUCCCUGAAGGAUCUGCUCUAAAUUGCUAACUAUUCUGCUCAUAUCUGCUGAGGUUGUAGGCUUAUUUGAAGUGUCUCUGCACAGUUUUCCAUUGGAUCUUCAGACAUA